UUGUUCAUCACAAACCACGAUGUCUGGCGCUUCGGAAAUCUCAUCCGCAGCAAGUACGGAUACGCACGUGAGAACGACGCAUACUGGAACAGACACAAGAUCGCAAUCGGCAUCCUCGCAGCAUACACAGGCCCAAUCACAAUCUACUACGGUGAUGAAUAUGGUGAUAUCGCAGAAUGCUGGUACGGCCAAGGUGGCUCAUGCGGCGGCAACACAUACAGUGACAAUGCAGCACGUACAAAUGGAAGAACAGGUGGCUUCAACUCUCGCGAACAAGACCUCCACGAUUUCACAGCUAAGGUCAUGAGAAUCCGCAGUGAGAACCCAUCACUCUGGAGAGGAUCGAACGGAAAGACAUUCAACAACGGAUGCAUCUUCAACUGCAAGUACGACUCACAGACAGGAAACAAAGUCGUAUUCGCUGCUAACCUCGCAUACAACUCUGUCACAACACACUACCAGGUUGGUGGUUCAAGACUCACAGACUUGAUCAGCGGCAGAACAUACACAUCAUCGAACGGUGCAUACGACAUCCAACUCAAUGGACUCGGUGUUGCCCUCUUCAAAGUUGAGUAA
Messenger RNA from Trichomonas vaginalis G3, 576 nucleotides. RefSeq names its product alpha amylase, catalytic domain-containing protein. NCBI's taxonomy places the organism in Eukaryota, Parabasalia, Trichomonadida, Trichomonadidae. Gene Ontology annotation, biological process: oligosaccharide catabolic process. Gene Ontology annotation, molecular function: alpha-amylase activity. The record is from RefSeq and is a predicted model, not a curated record. The transcript has a single exon.